Messenger RNA from Echinococcus granulosus, 756 nucleotides. Its product is annotated as Zinc finger protein. NCBI's taxonomy places the organism in Eukaryota, Metazoa, Platyhelminthes, Cestoda, Cyclophyllidea, Taeniidae. The transcript has 10 exons. Bases 1 to 756 code for a protein of 251 amino acids. The record is from RefSeq and is a predicted model, not a curated record.
AUGGCGUGCGUCCCCGGCAUACGGUGUCUGCCCAGGGUAGCGUAUGUGGACCCGUACCAGUGUCGUAGAUGUGGAAAGUGUUUUUCCCAGCGUUCGUAUCUAACACGACAUAGGGAGAUUUUUCAUCAAAGGGAGCUUUUCAAAUGCCAACUUUGCGAACAGGCAUUUCUGCGGAGCAGCACUUUGAAACGCCACAUUUUGAAGGUUCACGAGACGAAGAGACAGUUCGUUUGCCCACACUGCAGUAAAACUUUCUCGCAACAAAGCAAUUUAAACCAACACAUUUCUGGGGUUCAUGAGGGAAGGAGGCCAUUUACUUGCCCGAUUUGCGGAAGAUCCUUCUCCCGGCGAAGCUGUUCAAAGAAACACAUUGCUAUGGUUCAUGAAAGGAGGAGGCCGUUUACUUGCCAGAUUUGCGGCAAAUCCUUUUCUCGGCAAAGCUAUUUAAGCGAGCACACUUCCGUGCUUCAUGGGAGUGAAUUGAGAAGGAGGCGAUUCAAUUGCCAGCAGUGCAACAAGUCUUUCUCGUUUCAGAACAACUUAAGCAGACACAUUUCUGUGGUCCAUGAGAAGAGGAAAUCGUUUACCUGCCGGCAUUGCAAUAGACCCUUUUCCAAUCAAAGCAAUUUAACCGUACACGUUUUUGAGGUUCAUGAGGAGAGGAAGCCAUUUACCUGCCGGCAUUGCAAUAAAUUCUUCUCCCGUCUAGGCAGUUUAAACAGACACAUUUCUGUGAUUCAUGAGAAACGAAAAUAG